Tilletiaria anomala UBC 951 is the source of this 1276-nucleotide messenger RNA. Its product is annotated as histidinol phosphate phosphatase H. Gene Ontology annotation, biological process: L-histidine biosynthetic process. Gene Ontology annotation, cellular component: cytoplasm. Gene Ontology annotation, molecular function: histidinol-phosphatase activity. Lineage: Eukaryota; Fungi; Basidiomycota; Exobasidiomycetes; Georgefischeriales; Tilletiariaceae. The record is from RefSeq and is a predicted model, not a curated record. The transcript is spliced from 2 exons. The coding region runs from base 152 to 1276 and encodes 374 amino acids.
GAUCUGGUGCUGUUGUCGGACUCACUUUGUCAUCUCGUUACGUCUUUCUGCAGCGAUAAGAAGCAGCGAGCUCCAUCCUCUCGUUCCUUCUUUCCCCGUGUUUGAGAGGUGUCUAGACUUUAGCACAGCCCAGAGCACCUGAGGAAGAACGAUGCAUUCACACCACUCACAUUCUGGGCAGUUCUGCAGCCACGCGGCAGAUCAGCUGUCCGACGUCUUGGACCAUGCUGCUCACCUCGGCUUUACCCACUUCCACCUGUCGGAGCAUUGUCCUCGUGCAUUAUCGGAGCAUCUGUAUCCAGAGGAGCGCGAAGCCGGACUGGAACCCGCUGAUCUCGAGAGCCGUUUCAUCGCUUAUCUGGCGCAAGCGCGCUCUUUGCAAGCUGUUUGGAAGGACAAAUUGCACAUCCUCGUUGGUUGCGAAACGGAGAAUUUGAAGGCUCCGGCAGAGAUGGGGAAUGACUCAAUCGACCAUUUGAUCAACUUUCUUGAGCGACUCAGUAUAAGGCAAGGCAAGCUGAAAGAAGGCACGCCAGCGGCGUGUGGUUUGGACGUCGUCGACUACCUCGUUGGCUCGUUGCAUCAUGUACGCGGCGUGCCCAUCGACUUUGAUUUGUCCACCUUUACAAGUGCUCUGCGCCUCUUUGAAGUGGACAAUCGGCAAAGUGCCCAGUACAACGAGGAGGAACGAAAAGAACGGGCACACGCACUGCUGAUACUGGAGUAUCUCGAUCGUCAACUUGAGCUCAUGCAGCGCUUACGUCCCGAAAUCAUCGGGCAUUUCGACCUCUUUCGACUUUACUACCCACAAUUUCCAGUACGACCCGAUACCUCGACCCCGCGCCCUCAUCUAGACGCGCUACUUGCAGACGUGUGGAAGCGAAUAGAGCGCAACGUCCGCUACGCGUGUGCCUACGGUGCUUUAUUUGAAGCCAACUCAGCGAGCCUGCGAAAAGGCUGGGACACUGCGUACCCAGGUCACGACGUCCUGCAAUACAUCGUGCAAAUGGGCGGCCGCGUAUGCUUGUCGGAUGACUCCCACGGCAUCUCGUACAUCGCGCUCAACUAUUUGCGCAUGCGCGAUUAUCUUGAGCGUGCCAAUGUCGACGAGAUUUGGUACCUUGAGAAGGACGAAAUCCAUGUGCUUGAAUGGGCCAAGCAGGCCAAGACAUUCCACAAUGCACCCCUGCGGUUCGCCCGCGGCACGAUCGCUAAGCGGCUAACCGACGCACAAUGGAAAGAACAUGUAUUCUGGAAGAAUCUCCAAACACUUUGA